GGGCGUGGGGCACCAUUACCCAUCACAGCCUCCCAACCGCCUUGCAUCUUAUCUCCUCGAUUUCUCUGCCAAUUUCUCUUCUCCCUUCUCUCUCUCUCCUUCCUUUUGCUCCGAUUAGGGUUUCUUCUUCAACUGUCAAUACCGUUCAAACCCAAGUUCGGAUCAGCUCUGAGCAUUUUCUAUUAUAAGUAAAUAAAAGCUCUGUUCCUUUUCUCUCCAACUUUCAACAGCCAAGGUUCAUGUCUGAACUCGACAUCCAGAUUCCUACUACCUUCGAUCCCUUUGCAGAGGCAAAUGCUGAGGACUCGGGCGCUGGGUCAAAAGAGUAUGUGCAUGUACGUAUACAGCAGAGAAAUGGUCGGAAAAGCCUGACAACAGUUCAAGGUUUGAAGAAGGAAUUUAGUUAUAACAAGAUCCUCAAGGACCUCAAGAAGGAAUUCUGCUGCAAUGGUACUGUUGUCCAGGACCCAGAGUUAGGCCAGGUUAUUCAACUCCAAGGUGAUCAGCGCAAGAAUGUCUCGACAUUCCUCGUCCAGGCUGGAAUUGUGAAGAAGGAACACAUCAAGAUUCAUGGUUUUUGAGCAGAAGUAACAGCAGCAUUUGACCAGCCCUGCAUAAUUAAUAUUUGCUAAUGCAUGUCCGCAGGAAAAUAUAAUACAUUUAGACACUUAACAGAAUAUGCCCUUACUGCAUGUGAUCUAUCUUUAUUUUAAAAUGUUUGGUAUUAAGUUUAUGAUUUAAGUUGUGUUGGUUCUGCUGCUUGUUUUGUAAUGUGGAAGAAUUAUGGAUUGUUCCUGGGCUUUAAUCUUUAUCCAUAAUAAAGGAAAUGCCUCUAUUGACUUCUCUUUCCAUCA
Molecule: messenger RNA, 854 nt
Organism: Nelumbo nucifera (sacred lotus)
Lineage: Eukaryota; Viridiplantae; Streptophyta; Magnoliopsida; Proteales; Nelumbonaceae
Product: protein translation factor SUI1 homolog
Biological process (GO): translational initiation
Molecular function (GO): translation initiation factor activity
Source: RefSeq, a predicted model, not a curated record